Messenger RNA from Arachis stenosperma, 1264 nucleotides. RefSeq names its product naringenin 8-dimethylallyltransferase 2, chloroplastic-like. Gene Ontology annotation, cellular component: membrane. Gene Ontology annotation, molecular function: transferase activity, transferring alkyl or aryl (other than methyl) groups. The transcript has 13 exons. The record is from RefSeq and is a predicted model, not a curated record. NCBI's taxonomy places the organism in Eukaryota, Viridiplantae, Streptophyta, Magnoliopsida, Fabales, Fabaceae. The coding region runs from base 32 to 1264 and encodes 410 amino acids.
CUUUCUGAGGAUUUUGCUGAUUCAGUAAAUAAUGGCUUUUGGGCUUCUAGGCUCAAUUUCUUGUUCUUCUUCAAUCACCAUUAUCCCCGGUGGUCAUUGCCGGAAGAAUAAAAAGUACGUUGACCAUUCCUACUCAAGAUAUUAUGUACCAAGAUGUUCAUGGAACAAGAAUGGAAAAUCAUUAACAGAAAAUCGUAUCAUGAAGACAUCUUUGGAGAAUAAUUGGACCAACCAUUACAAAGGCGUUGAACAAAAAUCUACAUUUGAUAAAUAUAAGAGACAAAUAAUAAAUGCAGUCACUACAGAAUCAUAUGAACAUGAACCACAAGCUCAUAAUUCAAAAAUUAUUAUUGAAUCUAUCAUGCACGGCUUGGAUACUUUUCGCAAAUUUAGCAGAUUCUACGCAUUCAUGAGCCAAGUGGCAGGUUCACUUUUUUCUUCACUCCUUGCUGUGGAUAAUGUAUCACAAUUAUAUCCAACAUUUUUUAAUGGCUAUUUACAGUAUAUUGUACCUCACUUCUUCAUGCAUCUCUAUCUUGUUGGAUUGAAUCAAUUAGCUGAUCUUGAAAUAGACAAGAUUAAUAAGCCAUAUCUUCCUUUAGCAUCUGGAGAAUUUUCUUUCACAAAUGGAAUUAUAGUUGUGGCAUCAUUUCUAUUUCUGAGCUUUGGAGUUGCUUGGAUGAUAGGAUCAAAACCAUCGCUUUGGGCUCUUCUUCUCACUUUUGUGCUAAUGACAGGUUAUUCCGUUAAUUUACCUUUUCUAAGAUGGAAGAAAUCUACAACACUUACUGUAAUGAUUCAUUCAAUUGGGAUGACGAUAUCUUUUAAUAUUGCAGCUUUUAUGCACAUGAAGACCUUUGUACUCAAUAAGGCAACUACUUACCCAAGAUCCCUAUUUUUUGCUACUGUUGUGAUGCCAAUUUUUUAUGCGGUUGUAGCAAUGGCAAAGGAUAUGCCGGACAUUGAAGGAGACAAAGCAGCAGGAAUCAAAACUUUAGCAAUUCGAUUAGGUUCUAAGCGGGUAUUUUGGUUUUGUGUUUCACUUCUUGAAAUUGCUUAUGGAGCUGCUAUUCUAAUUGGAGCAUCAUCUCCAUUCCUAUGGAGCAAAUUUUUUUCGGUUUCCACGCAUGCUAUCAUGGCUUUGAUUCUUUGGAAUCGUGCUCACUCUGUAGAUUUAUCAAGCAAUAUUUCCUUGCAAUCCUUUUACAUGUUUAUAUUUAAGCUCAUUUAUCUGGAAAACAUCCUUACACUUUUCGUUAGAUGA